Messenger RNA from Periophthalmus magnuspinnatus, 1212 nucleotides. RefSeq names its product heparan sulfate (glucosamine) 3-O-sulfotransferase 3B1a (gene hs3st3b1a). The transcript has 2 exons. Gene Ontology annotation, molecular function: [heparan sulfate]-glucosamine 3-sulfotransferase activity. The record is from RefSeq and is a predicted model, not a curated record. Lineage: Eukaryota; Metazoa; Chordata; Actinopteri; Gobiiformes; Gobiidae. The coding region runs from base 117 to 1211 and encodes 364 amino acids.
GAAAUCAUGUGUAACUAGUAGUGGACAUUUGUCCUGGAUUUACGCGAUGGCAAAGGAGUAAAUCUCAAUGGCAAAGAUGCUUGGGGACUGGGAGGUCACUUUGGCACCGUGGUCUUAUGGAAUAUAGCCCGAUCUUAAGCAGUCUACAUGUUGUGCCAUCACCCCACGUGAAAAACAAACUUUUUGUCUUCUGUAUCAUGCUGUCCCUUUGGGUUUACAUGAUCUACUGUUGCGUGGGAUACUGCUCCACGGUGCCCAGCCUGAGAUACGUAAACAGGCACGGGAACGACGUGGAUGUAGUGGAAAGCCUCGGUGCGUCCAGGGACUUACUCAACAAUAACGAGAACGAUGUGGACAGCCGAGGGGAGGAAUGGGACGAGCCGAGGAGCGAGAGCAAGGCGCUGGAUGAUAAUGCCAUGACAGCUUUCCUCAAUGAGACUAAGAAGUUGCCCCAGGCCAUCAUCAUCGGGGUGAAGAAAGGAGGGACCCGCGCGCUGCUCGAGUUCCUUCGCCUUCAUCCUGACGUGAGAGCCGUAGGAGCAGAGCCGCAUUUCUUUGACCGCAACUAUGUCAAGGGGCUCGAGUGGUACAGGGACUUGAUGCCAAAGUCACUAGAGGGCCAGCUCACUAUGGAGAAGACCCCCAGCUACUAUGUGACUAAGGACAUCCCCUCUCGGAUCUACAACAUGUCCAAAGACACUAAACUCAUCGUGGUGGUCCGGGACCCUGUCACCCGGGCCAUCUCGGACUACACCCAAACUCGCUCCAAAAAACCAGACAUCCCUUCUUUUGAGAGCCUCACCUUUAAAAACAUGUCCUCAGGUCAAAUCGACACCUCCUGGAGCGCUGUGCAGAUAGGGAUGUACGCUAAACACCUCGAGCGCUGGCUGCAGUAUUUUCCUAUGGACCAGUUGUUGUUCGUCAGUGGAGAGCGACUCAUCAGUGACCCUGCUGGAGAAAUGGUGCGGGUGCAGGACUUUCUAGGACUAAAGAGGAUAGUGGAUGGAAAGUACUUUCAUUUUAACCCAGCGAAGGGAUUUCCAUGCCUGAAGAGACCAGAGAGCACCAGCAAACCGCACUGUCUGGGCAAAACCAAAGGCAGGACUCAUCCCAACAUUCACCCAGACGUGGUGCAGAAGCUACGAGACUUUUACAAACCAUUCAAUAUGAAGUUUUAUGAGAUGACCGGCCACCAUUUUGGCUGGGAUUAAA